Messenger RNA from Varroa destructor (honeybee mite), 5261 nucleotides. RefSeq names its product nuclear respiratory factor 1-like. The record is from RefSeq and is a predicted model, not a curated record. Gene Ontology annotation, biological process: regulation of transcription by RNA polymerase II. NCBI's taxonomy places the organism in Eukaryota, Metazoa, Arthropoda, Arachnida, Mesostigmata, Varroidae. Gene Ontology annotation, molecular function: DNA-binding transcription factor activity.
AGAGCGCAGCGACAACGAUAGCGGGGUGUCUAUAGUGCUCGUUGGGACCGGACACGAUACGACGCUCACGCUACCUAUUGUUUCCAGGUAGGCUGGGUGUGUUAACGUUGAAGUUGGUGAUGUGAACCCGCCAGUACUCUCUAUAUGAGGGACCACCUCAAGAACGACAGCAGGGGCGAGUUCGACGAUUUCUCCAGAAAAGUGCAGAGGUUGUGCUGACUGACGGGUGACCAGGAGAGGCCACGGAUAGCGGCCCGCCAACUCCACGGGAGUGGAAGGGGCCGUUUCCGUGGCUGUUCCACAAAUACCAACGGGCUCUGGCAACAAUGAAUGCCGUUGUCUCGACUGCAUCGUCGUCUACAUCGCCCACGCAGGCUUUGCUUGCGUCCACCGUCGUAAACGCAUCGUUAGUACCACAACAGCAGACACCCCAACAACAUGUUGUCGUACCCACGGGCGUUCCAACAAUCGUUCAGACUGUUGGCGGUAGCGGAACCCCAGUGGGAGCACCGGCUGGCGGGGGAGGCCUCGUUACCGGAGGACCAACCACGGUUAUUACGACGACAAGUCUCGGAUUGCAUGAUGAUGUCAUCCGCUCUCCACCGUCAACUCCAGAAAGUGAGCAGUUCGACGAUUCCGAUCUACUCACGAAUGCUGCAGUGGCCAACGAUGAAGUCACGCAAAGGCUCAUGGCCGCCGGUACAGUCGGUCUUGCAGCAGCCGCCGCCAUUGCAACAGGCAAAAAACGUAAACGUCCCCAUUCAUUCGAAACGGAUCCGUCUAUCCGGCGAAGACAGCAGACGCGGCUAUUACGAGAACUGAAAGCUACCAUAGAUGAAUACACCACACGCAUCGGCCAGCAAGCCGUGGUGAUGAUCGCUACGCCCGGUAAGCCGACUGAUAAUUUCAAGGUUUUUGGCGCUCAGCCCCUGGAAAAUGUAAUGCGCGAUUUACUCAAGACAGCUGUCAUCACAGAGCUUGAGAAUGCACUAGCGGCUCAUGCCCCACCCGUAACGGGCCUUAAUGGGACACCAGGACAACUGGGCACCGGAACAGUUGCAGCCAACGGGAAUACCGAAGGCUUGCACGACCUACCACCUCUCGUCAUUGACGGCAUUCCGACACCGGUCGAAAAGAUGACGCAGGCCCAGCUUCGAUGUUUUAUUCCCUUGAUGCUAAAAUAUUCAACGGGGCGUGGCAAACCGGGUUGGGGUCGCGAAAGUACCCGGCCGCCCUGGUGGCCCCAAGACUUGCCUUGGGCAAAUGUCCGCAGUGAUGUACGAUCUGACGAAGACAAACAACGCGUUUCUUGGACGCACGCUCUUAGACAAAUUGUCAUUAAUUGCUAUCGAUACCAUGGGCGCGAAGAUCUCUUGCCAGCUUUUGGCGAAGCAACACCCACGCAGCAGCCUACGGUGGUCCACUCGGCGGCCGAAGUCGACGAUGACAAUAAGGAAACUGUUAUUCGAGCAAUUCAGACGGCCGCUGGCGCGACGGCAGCAGUUAACAGGACCGGAUGUGUGGUUGCGCAGGCAAAUCAGACAAGUGCUCCCCCACCUGGAGCGGCAACAGCUCAGAUUGUAGCUACCCAAGGUGGACAAACCCUCAUACAGUUAAGCGCAGAAUCACUAGCGAAUGCGGCGCAGACGAUCUAUUCGAGUAACGGCAGCAUCUAUGGCACAACAAUGGUGCAAGCAAUCAACAAUCCUGACGGCAGUGUAUCCAUAAUUCAGGUGGAUCCUGCAACAACAGUGGUCACUUUGGCAGAUGGAACACAGGCACAACUGAGGACGAUGUCAGCAUUGCCGCAGACUGCGGCAGGUGUGAGUGCGGUCGCGGUCGAGGGUGGUCAAGUUCUCCAAGUUGAGGAGGCUGGUACUGUAGGCACAGUGGUAGGCGGUGCUACCGUUGAAGCGGUAGGCGGAACUACCACAACGGUUGAGAUGGCCGGCUCGGACGCUGUGGCCACCCUGGAAAACGCGCUUAGCCAGGGCGGUCAGAUCAUUCUGACGGGCGAGGACGGGUCAGCUUCGUUCCCGGUCGGCAGUAUGGUGGCCAUACCGGUGUCAAUGUACCAUCAUAGUGGUAUGCAGGUCAUGCAAGCCACAGGUGGCGCUACGACUGAUGAUAAUUCUCCUCCGACCGGUCACGAGCCUGGCGGUGAAGAGGUCGAGCUUGUAACUGGGCCCGAUUGAGCUAACCGAUCGAUAAAUUCGCAGGUUCGAUAGAAAAUUGGGCACUCAGGAUCUAUGCUCAGGGUCUCAAUGGUACAUGUGAUCGGAUCGCGGCUAAUGACAUCAAAAUCUGAUGGAGUCUAGCUUCAUAACGAGAACUCUGGUAUCGUAAUUUAGUUUUUAUUUUUUUAUUUUUUUAAUAAUUAGUAACAAGGCACCAAGCAGUAGAUUCCAAAACGAUCUCCUUUUACACUUAGCUCAGUGAUGAAUCAGUCGUAAAUCCAUUAGACAAUUCAAAUUCCCUCUAAAUCGUUCCCUUAUGAAAUAUACAUUUCUUCUUACUACUCAUUUAAAAAUGAUGAGAGAUCCACCCCUAAUCUCUUAAAAUAACGUUUUUUUAUAUUCUCAUGCCAAGAGCACCACAUAACAGCGAGAGAAGUAUUGCUAUUGAAGGCCCUAUGCAGAAGACUUGAUAGUUGAUACUUGAGCAUUUCCUUUAGUUACUGAAGCAACCAAGCAGAGGAAUCGUGGUACUAAUGAAGCAGGUACAAACGCUAUGAAACCCAAUCGCCAAACUUAGAUUUUAAAAAAUGAGCCUGAAACCAAGGAAUCAGGUGCUGAGGAAAAUGCCAUAAUGCCCAAGAUGCUACGCUACCAGGAUAGUCGUCUUAUAUGCAUGAAUUCUAAGUACCUCACAGUUAAGCCCCUACGAGUAAUUCAACGUCGCCUUCCUUAUAGCGUUAAAUGUAGUUUCUCGUAGAAGGGCUAUGCACAUUCAUUGUAGUCGUUCGAUGAGGGUUCGAGUAAGCGAUGGCUAAAAAUUGUUGGCUAUCGAUUGACCAAUGCUGUAUUAGCAACAUGUGAUGGAUAUAGAAGCGUACGUGGAUGGAGUAGUAAGAUGGCCUGGUGACUAUACCUCUGACUUGUCUGCUGCCGUGAGCUCGUGGCAUUGUCUACCGUCAAACUGACCUCAAAUUCACGAGCUGCAAAAUUCAACAAAUCAGCGUGUACCAGCAAUGGAGCGGUGUAAAUAAAGCUGCUCAAUUAAACAAUCAAUCAUCCACGGGUUCGUGGCUAAAAUAAUCCUAUAGUUCAAUAAACAAUAUCACACGUAAAAUAAGGCGUCAUAAAAGGUAAAAAGCAAAACACAGAAAUGCUGGAGACGAGUAUGUUGUCGCGUUUCAUAUGUCGAGUUGAAUUCAUUGUGUUAAUAACUAUGCGGCCGACUAAUCCAUAGGAACAAGAAUAUUUGUCGAAAGUAUGCCUUUCAUUGACAUUGACCAUGGCAAGUGACGAUACCGGUAACUUAUCUAGUGGAUAUAUAUAUAUAUAUAUAUAUUCUGUAUACAAUUCAAAACAAAAGACGAGGCGAGCACUGAGAUAUGUUUAUAGGUAAAAGGAACAAAUUUAUUGACGAGAAUAGGAAAGAGAAUCUAGUCUAAAAGCCGCGGAUGUGUGUGGCUGAAUGUGUUGUAAAAGAGUGUAACCGUCAUAAUGGUAUCACAACUGUAAUUAUAUUAUUACAAUGAAAUUAAAUUAUAUUUACAAUUUGACAGUGCGACAAUGCGAAGAAUGAACGAAGUGAUGGCGAUGCUGUUGCUUGUAUAAUAGAAUGUGUAUUUUGCCAUAGUAGUCGACUGAUGGUUGACCUGUACGUGCGGGUGUUCACGUGAUGAUAUGAGUGGAAGGGAAAAAAUCGGUAUGAUGAGGCAUUCUCUAAAGACAAAUAGAGGUGCGUGAGGUAGGAUGAUAACAGAGAGAAAAACAAAGAAAAUAGAAAAGCAGAAAAGGAUAAUAAAUUGGGGAUGGGAGACGAAACGAGUGGAUCGUGGAUCUAUUUAUAGAAAAGCUAAAACGUAAGUUGUAAGUGAUGACCUUUACGAUCCUUAACAGGUGCUGAAAGCCAUACUUUAUAAUGCGAUACAUCUUAAUAGAAGUUUACGCUGUGUUAAAGAAGCAUCAGUAUGGCAAAUACAGGGAGAUACAAAAAAUCAAGAACACAUUGUGACGUAUUGCUUGGUCUCACUUUUGUUGUUAGCAGCCUCAAACACCUCAUUACAAAGUAAUCUUUAUUUUCAUGUAUAUAGCUUGCUAUAGCAUACAUAUGUUAGAUUUGUGUAGUAUUUCGUUAUGUUUGAACAUUCGCAUUCGUGUAGCUAAUAUACUAAUCUGGCUAAAUCGCACACUUUCCUGGAAAACUCUUACUUUUUCUAUAGUGGUUCUCUACUGUUUGUAUUGUUAUUCUGCUGCUCUCUCUUGUGGACAACAGAAUUACUGUCUUUUAUUUAAACUUAACAAACAGAACAAACCGGUCCUUAACUUGCAAUCUUUAUUAAGUUUGCUUGUAUAUAUGGAUGCUAGAUGAAAAAAAAAAUGCUGUCACUCAUUUGGGGAUUGUAUGAAGAAGUUGGUGUGAAUUAGCAUAUUACGCAUGUAUUGUUGCAAUCGAGUGAAUCAGGUAUAAUUUAACGUAAUAAUAAAUGGAGUCAACAAAAAACAAACAGUAGUUGGUGUCGAGGCGUCUGAGGGACAAUUAGAAUAGCUCAGCCGACGGGAAUUGCACCCAGAUAACCGGGAUAGCACGAAUUUAAGCGUUGUUCGACGAAACAAUUCUAUGAAGUUGAGGUGCGUUGGUUGUGUGCAUUGUAUUUGUGUGUAUCUCUAUAGUGUGGGGUGUGUCAGUUAAAGAAAUGUUAUGCUGCACGAAUCAAUAGCUGUGCAAUCUAUCGAUUUUAUUGUACACUAGCUUUUCUGGUCGGAACCUAUUUCUUUCUUCAAUCUAUUUCCAUCCCGAAGUGUUUGAAAUCGUAAACGGAAUGAAAUAAACAAUGCAACUGCAGAACGUAAAAGUCCGUAGCGAUGUUGAAACGCUAUCAGAUCUUCCUCCUUUCGAGUCUCCCAAAAGACGUCGAAGAGUGAAAAUACGAUGAGAAUAGCAAUACACGUUAAUCUCACCCCCACGUUAUUUAAGUAUACAUAUAGCUCAAAAUAUAGGUUGAAUAGAGAAAUGAUACAGACAAAGUUAUAUCCAAUUAAUAUUUUUUUAUAUAGCAACAACAUGACAGUUAAUAGAAAAAGAGCUAUCAA